Seriola dumerili (greater amberjack) is the source of this 3997-nucleotide messenger RNA. RefSeq names its product recombination signal binding protein for immunoglobulin kappa J region (gene rbpjb). Gene Ontology annotation, molecular function: DNA-binding transcription activator activity, RNA polymerase II-specific; RNA polymerase II cis-regulatory region sequence-specific DNA binding. Lineage: Eukaryota; Metazoa; Chordata; Actinopteri; Carangiformes; Carangidae. Gene Ontology annotation, biological process: regulation of transcription by RNA polymerase II; Notch signaling pathway. The transcript is spliced from 11 exons. The record is from RefSeq and is a predicted model, not a curated record. Gene Ontology annotation, cellular component: MAML1-RBP-Jkappa- ICN1 complex; nucleus. Bases 117 to 1589 code for a protein of 490 amino acids.
CUCCGUCUCCCUCGUCCCUACACCUCCAGUCUGCUUCUGUUGUCUCGGCGGAUUGUUGGGCUGUGGGAGAGAAAGGAUAUCGCGAGUAUUGGAGUUUUGGUGAGAGUUUGUGGAAGAUGGCGCCUGUUGUGACAGGGAAGUUCGGGGAGCGCCCUCAGCCACAGCGCCUAACAAGAGAAGCGAUGAGGAAUUACCUGAAGGAGCGAGGCGACCAAACUGUCAUGAUCCUGCACGCGAAAGUUGCACAGAAAUCCUAUGGCAAUGAGAAAAGGUUCUUCUGCCCUCCCCCCUGCGUUUACCUGAUGGGCAGCGGAUGGAAGAAAAAGAAGGAACAGAUGGAGCGAGACGGCUGCUCCGAGCAGGAGUCGCAGCCUUGUGCCUUCAUCGGCAUCGGCAACAGCGACCAAGAAAUGCAACAGCUUAACUUAGAGGGAAAGAAUUAUUGCACAGCCAAAACCUUGUACAUAUCCGACUCCGACAAGAGAAAGCACUUCAUGUUGUCCGUCAAGAUGUUCUACGGCAACAGCGCUGAUAUCGGUGUCUUCCUCAGCAAGAGGAUCAAAGUCAUCUCCAAGCCCUCCAAAAAGAAACAGUCCCUCAAAAACGCUGACUUGUGCAUUGCAUCAGGGACCAAAGUGGCACUGUUCAACCGGCUGCGGUCCCAAACGGUCAGCACGCGCUAUUUACACGUGGAGGGCGGCAACUUUCACGCCAGUUCCCAGCAGUGGGGCGCCUUCUACAUCCACCUGUUGGAUGACGAGGAGUCAGAAGGAGAAGAGUUCACUGUGAGAGACGGUUACAUCCACUACGGCCAGACGGUCAAGCUGGUUUGCUCUGUCACCGGCAUGGCCCUGCCCAGACUGAUCAUCCGCAAGGUGGACAAGCAGACGGCGUUGCUGGACGCAGACGACCCCGUCUCUCAGCUCCACAAGUGUGCCUUCUACCUGAAGGACACAGAACGCAUGUACCUGUGCCUUUCCCAAGAAAGGAUCAUCCAGUUUCAAGCCACUCCAUGCCCAAAGGAACCAAACAAGGAGAUGAUCAACGACGGCGCCUCCUGGACAAUCAUCAGCACAGACAAGGCCGAAUACACUUUCUACGAGGGCAUGGGCCCUGUCCACUCGCCUGUCACCCCCGUGCCUGUGGUAGAGAGCUUACAGCUAAACGGUGGAGGGGAUGUCGCCAUGUUGGAGCUGACAGGACAGAACUUCACUCCAAAUCUUCGGGUCUGGUUUGGCGACGUCGAGGCUGAGACCAUGUACAGGUGUGCGGAGAGCAUGCUGUGCGUGGUGCCCGAUAUCUCCGCCUUCCGUGAGGGCUGGCGCUGGGUGCGGCAGCCCGUCCAGGUGCCCGUCACGCUGGUGAGGAAUGACGGCAUCAUCUACUCCACCACACUGACCUUCACCUACACGCCGGAGCCAGGGCCGCGGCCACACUGCAGCGCCGCCGGAGCCAUCCUGCGGGCCGGAAACUCCAGCCUGCUGAGCAGCAACAGCCAGGAGGCCGGCUCCGGCGUCUACGGCCCCAACAGCACCUCCAACGCAGGAGUCACAUCCUCAUCCUCCACCGCCGCAGCUGUGGUCUCCUAACGCACACAGGGGGCCACUCAUUACAAUAUGCCUUGAGAGCAAAUAUACCAGAAGGUAUAUAAAGACUAUGGGAAAUAAUAAACAAAAACUGACUCACUCUAAAGUGCUGCGUAUUAAUUUUGGAUACAAAGAAGCUGAAAUGGAAAAAAUCGGUGGGACAAAGGAGCAAACGCAGGGGAAAUCUGAAGGAGUGACAUCACAACGUUGUCCGCCAACGGGAAUAAGCGAAAGUGCUCCUUGACACGCCCCCUCUCCUGUGGUUACUUUAGGGACCUGCCUAUCCAGUUCUGGUGUUUGGAAUGAGUGAAGUUCCUGCAGGCUCAGAGCACCAGCACCUUUCUACGGCUGUGAGAAUGGAAACCACAACAACAAUACAUCCACCGUGUACAAAAAAAAAAACAAAAAAAAUUGUCUCGAAAGGAAAGUAUAUUUUUUGCGCUGCCCUGCUCCUCCCCCUCCCCCUUCAUUUCCUCCCGCCACUUGUUUUAUGAUUAUUCCUUUUGUGUUUGUGUUAUUGUGCAUUAAUUUGUGGUUUCCUAAAGGGGGCUGGAUGUAUUGUUGUUGGAGGGAGCGCAAGGAUGCAGAGGGACACACAUAAAACGUGACGAUAACAUAGUUUUUAUGGACCAAGGAUCUUGUAUAAGCUUUAGUAAAGGUACAUUUUUCUCCAUACCUUUUUUGUAUUAAACAUAUAGUACACUUUUGUUACCAAAUAGUUUCUAUUCUUCCUCUGAGCUUGGGCUUUGUUUUCCCCCUUUGAGGUCCAAAAUCCCAACCUGUAUGUUAUUGCAACCUUACUACAAACGCCUGCUUUUUCAGUCUUUGGAUUGAACUUUUGUUUUGAUACUCUCACUUUUUCUGUUGGGGAAAAUCUGAAGUCUGGGUUUAUUUACACAAGCGAAGGUUGUUUUUUUUCUCUUUUUUUUUUUCUUUUUUUCUUUUUUUUUUAAAUUGGGGAAUAACCUCAGAGGGCCUAUUUUUUAUCAUUGGUUUUUAUGAAGUCUUUAAAAAGAAAAGCUUUAAGCAACGCCUCUGCCUUGCCUGCAAUACUCUAUGUGCGCUAUGUCUCCUUUGGAAAAUAUACACAUCAGUACAUCUCACAUGGAGCCAUAGCAAUGUUUGCAGAAUACAUCAAAAAGACUAGACUUCCAUGGUUACGAAAACAAGUCGGUUUGUCAUUUUCAAACUAAUGUAAUAAGCGUAGUCAUUGACUUAAAAGGAUAGCCUUAGUACUGUAUAUUCUUACUGUGUACACAGUCAAACCAGUCACAUAUCUAAUAUCCUGUACCUGUCGCUCUAUUGGUCACUGUUAACGUAUCAGAUAACGUAGUGAAACUUGUCUCUUCAAACUGCACGUAGCAAGGUGUCUUCCAGUGUGUGCUGUAGUUCUGGUGGCAUUUAAACUCCAGUGGUUUUCCAAAAAGACGGACACUUUUCAAUUUAAUGUGGCCUUACUGAUAACUUCAGUUACAAAACAAAAAAAAAAAAAAAAAAUUCUUCACCUUUUCUCUUAUCUGCUGUUUACUCACCUUGGAAGAACCUGUGCGUAGCACAAAAACAAGCUAAUGCCUCGCUUCUUAUCACAGGAGCUCUGCUGUUUUGAGCUCAUUGCUGCGGCUCCAGAACCACCUUGUCGUGCAAAGCAAAGCAGCCUUCUGAAGGAUCUCUCAGCCUUCAUUUUUGUGGUGUACAAGUACAAUAACCCAAUUUUUUAUUCUCAUGCGGUGCCCGGCACCCUUCUCACUUUUGGUACAAUGUCUCACGAGCGCUGUAAGCUCCUUCCAGCCUUCUUUUUUAAAAAAAAAAAAAAAUCUUGUGUGGUUUAUUGUUUUCGCAGAAACAAGCGUGUGUACAUUGUAAACUCACUGUCCGAGUAGUUGCACUCAUCUGUGUUCAUGGCGACCGCGUAAAGGCCUUCUAAAUGUGUAUUAUUGAAGAUGUGCAUUUCCAAACAUAACAGCAAUAUUGUACAGGUCAUUUCAUUGUUUUUGUCCGCCUGAGCACUAGUUCACCAGCCAGCAAAUAUGUGUGCGCGCGCGUGUGUGUGUGUGUAUGUGUGUGUGUGUGUGUGUGAGAGUGAGUGAGACUGUCGUAUGUAGUUGCUGUAAUGGAAUAUUGAGUCAGACUCGCUCCAUUUCAAACCCGCCCUCCAAAAAAAAAAAAAGAAAAAGAAAGAAAACUUGAGAUUCAUUGGGUUUUUUUUCUGUCUUCCACCGGAAUCCAAAUGUCUGAUAAUUGUGGAUAAACAUUCAGAGGCAAUACUUGUGAUCUUAGUAUUACAGUACAACUGUAUACGCUUCCGGGAAUAAGAACAACGAUACUGUAACUUGAAUGUCUGCUUAAUGAAGUAUUUCAGAAUUUUCUUACAAACAAAACCUUGAAAUAGGAACAAAAAAGGAUUCGCUUGC